Molecule: messenger RNA, 369 nt
Organism: Necator americanus (New World hookworm)
Lineage: Eukaryota; Metazoa; Nematoda; Chromadorea; Rhabditida; Ancylostomatidae
Exons: 1
Coding region: 1-369 (122 amino acids)
Source: RefSeq, a predicted model, not a curated record
AUGCGUUCGAUCCGAUUACGUCCUGGGAAUCGCACUUAUCCUCACAAUAUCUUUCUACCCACAAAACGAGUACUUGUGCUCAGUUGGGAUAGAGCUGAUUAUUUCCAGGUCGUCUUUGAGUUUGUCAGCAUAACUCCCGGUUUGGCAAGCUGUGAAAACACUCCCUGCGGCAAAGUACGGAGUCUCCGUCUCCUCUCGCAACGGGCAAAGAGGAUUAAUUUGUCAACGUCUACAGUUGGAGAAAUGAGAUUGGAAAAUCCUUCAUACAUCAUGUACUUAGUCAAGGCGGGGAUGUGUUUUCUGAUGAUGAUUUCAACUGGUUUGCUGACACGACUUCCUGUUUUCUUUGCUGUAGUUUAUCCCUUGUAA